Molecule: messenger RNA, 561 nt
Organism: Hansenula anomala
Lineage: Eukaryota; Fungi; Ascomycota; Saccharomycetes; Phaffomycetales; Wickerhamomycetaceae
Gene: EMA19
Product: Ema19p
Exons: 2
Coding region: 1-561 (186 amino acids)
Cellular component (GO): endoplasmic reticulum
Source: RefSeq, a predicted model, not a curated record
AUGGGUGGGCUAAAAGUAUACAGUAAAGAGCCUUUGUUUAAUGGGAAAACCAAAACAGACACGUUCUAUUUCCUUUAUUUCCUACUACACAUCCCAAUCACCGUGUUGAUAGAUUCAGCAUUGGCUAUCCCUAAAGAAUACCAAUUAAAUGUUCAAAAGUCAUUAUUAGAGUUCCAUAUUGGACAAAAUAAAGAUUUCUUAUUGGCAAAUCCACCUAGUUGGUUAACAGUCUUCGGAUGGAUCGAAUUGGUGUUACAAUUGCCUUUUUUCUUUAUUGGUGCAGCUGCACUAUUCAAAAGUGAGUAUUAUUCUAACUAUAUAGGAACCAUUAAAGUUUACCCAUAUAUGGUUGUAUAUGGCUUGGAAGCUAGUAUAACUACUGUUUGUUGCCUGGUUACUAUUUGGGUUGAAGGUGAAGCUAAUGGUUUGAAUUAUGGUGAUAUCAUUAGCUUGAUUGGUGUCUAUCUACCUACUUUUAUCAUUCCAUUCUACAUGGCUUGUGAAGUGCUGAGUAGAAACUGGGGUACUAGUAAAGAAGCUGGGUUAAAGAAGACCAGCUAG